CAAUAAUCUAGGCCUAACACCGAGCAGAUUUGAGGUUACAGAAUUGGGUCAAUUUGAGUUGUGUCACACGGAGAACCAACCAUGUCGGACCGAAAGGCAGAGCUAGAGGCAAAGAAAAAGAGGCUGCAGGAAAUUAGGGACAUGAAAAAGAAGAAGGAUGAAGAUAAAAAGAAAAAAGAAGUGGCUGGCAAAGCCGCAGCAGCAGCUGCUGCAACCGCAUCACCCCUUUCAGAGUCUGACCUCGAAAGAAAGCGACGGGAAACAGAUGACCUUCUACGUGACAUUCUCCCCGAGGGUUCAUCGGUACCUUCUGCUGCUACUGCGAGUCCAAUUAAAAAUCAAGUGACCAAGUCCAAGGAUGAAAGUAUUUCCCAGCCGUUUGUUUCGCCUAAGAGAAAAAUAAAGCUGGGGAUGUCACCAGUAAAUGUGGCUGGAUUUCCCCCAAAGGAACUUGUCACAUAUGCUAAAGAGACUCAGACACCUGUUGAAGAAGAGGAAAAAGAUGAUAAAGAGGGAAGGCUGUGGGAAUGGCUGGGUAAAGAAAGGCAUCAUCGCAUGUAUGAAGAUGAUAUGGUACCAGAUUCUGUUGCUCAGCAACAAGAACCUGAGCAACCUCCUGAGGAAGAGAAAGUGGAGGAACCUGAAGUGGUUAAAGAGUUGUCAAGCGAUGAAAAACAGCAAAUCAUUAAUUCUAGUGAUUUCCAGUCGUUCUUUGACCGAGCUUCUCGAGUCAUGGAGAGAGCUUUGUUUGAGGAGAGCGACAUCUUCAUGGACUACACAGGUGAAGAUAGAGAUAGAGAGGGUGAUAAGGAUGCCAGUGCUAAGCUUUCACUUAAUAGACAGUUUUUUGAUGACCGCUGGUCAAGACAUCGUGUUGUAUCAAGUUUAGAUUGGUCAAAUCAGUACCCUGAACUUUUAGUAGCAUCUUACAAUAAUAAUGAGGAGUCACCCCAUGAGCCAGAUGGUGUUGCUCUUGUCUGGAACAUGAAGUACAAGAAAUCAACUCCAGAAUACAUCUUCCACUGCCAGUCACCUGUAAUGUCGGCGUCGUUUGCUCGUUUUCAUCCAAAUCUGGUUGUGGGAGGAACUUAUUCUGGUCAGAUUGUACUAUGGGACAACAGAAGCUACAAGAGGACUCCAGUCCAGAGGACACCGCUGUCGGCUGCAGCUCACACUCACCCCGUGUAUUGUGUGAGUGUUGUAGGGACUCAGAAUGCUCAUAAUCUAAUCAGUGUGUCAACUGAUGGUAAAAUGUGCUCGUGGAAUCUGGAUAUGCUCUCUCAGCCUCAGGACAGCAUGGAACUCCAACAUAAACAGUCCAAGUCUGUAGCGGUCACCUGCAUGGACUUCCCAACGAAUGACGUGAACAACUUUGUGGUCGGCAGCGAAGAAGGUGCCGUUUAUACUGCCAGUAGGCAUGGCAGCAAGGCAGGCAUUAAUGAGGUGUUUGAAGGCCACCAAGGUCCAGUAACCGGUAUUGAUUGUAACCAUGUCCAGGGCCAGAUUGACUUCUCUCACCUGUUUCUCACUUCCUCAUUUGAUUGGACAAUCAAGCUUUGGAGCACGAAGCAAUCAAAACCAGUUUAUUCAUUUGAGGAUAACAGUGAUUAUAUAUAUGACGUAAUGUGGUCACCAAUCCACCCGGCACUUUUUGCAUCUGUUGACAGCAUGGGUAGGCUUGAUGUCUGGAACCUUAAUAAUGACACAGAGGUACCUAGUGCUAGAGUGACGUUAGACUCUCAACCAGCAAUCAACAGGGUACGCUGGGCACACUCUGGCUACCAAAUAGCGGCUGGUGACGCUGACGGCCGUAUAUGGAUAUACGAUGUAGGAGAGAGUUUCGCAACUCCGCGAAUGGACGAAUGGUCAAGAUUUGUCCGGACAUUAACAGACAUCAAAGCAAAUGCUGCGGAUAUAGAGGCAGACAGUCUAAUGCGGUGAAACCGCCACCUCUUGCAGCAUGCUAUCAUCUAACCUAUGUUCCAUGUGCAUGUUUGUAAACUUAAUUCUGUGGCUUGAUGUGCAACUUUCAAGACUUAUCAGUGUUGCUAAGUCUGUUGAGCAUUUACAGUAAAAAUGGGUUAAUGUCCAUUCAAAAUGCAUUCAACCAUAUUUUAUUUAUUUAUCCACAAAACAUAUUUAUGUUGUAAAAACAAGAUUAUUCAGUUUUACUGUAAUAAUAAAAAGCAUAAGGAUUUAAUGUAUAAAAUUGUGGAUUUUACAAAAUUGCAUUGUAUUAUACAUUAAGAGGCCAUAUGUAAAUUAGCUAUUAACUUACCUAUGUUUUCAUGAGAAAGCAGAAUCUGUCGGUUUCACAUCUCAAGCACACAAAACGUUAGAAUAGUUCUGUGUAUAAUCACGCAUUUACUUCAAAGUGGGCUGAUCCAAGUCAGUAAAUUUUAUAUGUAACUGUUAUAAUAAUAAUUUCAGAAAAUUGUUAUUAUGCACAUUAAAAGUAAAGUGUAGAUUUAUGCCAUUCGCUAGUUAAGGAUUACACAUUUCUUAAGUACAGUAAUAACUUAGACAAAUUUUGUCUUAAACAGUCAAACAAAAAAUUGUUAAUACUGUAUCUGAUAUGUUAGAGCACCCCCAUGUGCUAGAAUAUCAGUACCAACAGUUGAGAUCAAUAUAGGAAUGAAAUUUUGAAAUCUUAUCGUACAUUUAUGAGUUAGUGUUCCCGGUUUUAUACCUCAAUCCUUAAGAGUUUGUGCUUAAAAUUUAUUUGAUUCCUGUGGGAUACAUUUUUAUGAUUUGACCUGUGGCUCAGUGCUUAAGAUGCUUGCCUUCCAAUCCUGGGGUCCUGGGUUUUCCAAAGACACCCACUGCCCAAACCUCUUAAUGAGACCUAGUUAAUAUGUAGAGCAUCAUGUGUAUAUAUUGGCCUUGUGAAAGAGAUUGCCAUUUAUAAAAUAAUUAUGUCAGUGAUGAUGAUAAUUAUUGGAAAUUCUUGGCCCAUAUACCUAAGUGAAUAAAAAAAAAUAGGUUACCCUUCCCCUCCCCAUCCUAGAUAUAGUGAAAUAGUGAAUUUAUUCAUUUUCACAUGAUAUUCAAACCCAAUAUCUUCUAUGUCGGCAAUGGAUCUUGCAUUCUACAUGAAAAUCUGAUCAAAUAUACAGUUCAUUGGAAAGUUCUGGUUUGGGUUUUAUUCAACACUUUCUGUAACUUCAAUAUUAUUGUUCGAUUUUAAUCCACACAGCCCAUCCACAAGGAUGUGCUGCCUUCAGUGAAUCCACACAGUUAAUCCACACAGCCCUCCUACAAGGAUGUGCUGCCUUCAGUUUUGUUUAUGUGGGAUGGCAGUUUGUUUUGGUAUAAAUUGAAUUGUUGAAUAUAGAUGUAGAAUGCACCUAAAAUCCAAGUAUGUAAAUUAUAUAAUAGUGAUAUUUAAUUAUCAAAAUAGAUUAUAUUUGUUUUAAAUUCCAAACUUUUAUGGUUGAUUUUUAUCAUGUAGUGAUAAAUUUAAAUUAUUAUUAUUAUUAUUAUUAUUAUUAUUACUAUUUUUAUUAUUAUUAUUCUUAUUAUUAUUAUUAAAUAUAUACCAUCUAUGUUGACCUAAAAUAUAAUAAUAAUAGUAAAUGACAUUUAUAAAGCGCUCAACACCAGUAAGCCAACCCCAGAGCACAUACAAAAAAUUAAAAUUAAAGUAUAUAUUGAUGAGUUCAUUUGUUUAAAGUUAUUAGCUUUUAUUUGAAAAUUUGAAUGGGAGAAUGUUUCUCUCUCCAUUUAACAGGUGCGUACAUAGUAUUGUUCCUAUAAUGUUGUCAUUGACCCUAAUUUCUGGUAAUCAAUUUAUGGACUUUUGUCUAAAUUAUAAAUUAGAAAGUUCAUAACCUUUUUGAUUUUUAAAAUGAUUAAUUCAACAUUUAAAUUCCAUUUUGAAGGAUUUUUUUCAAUAUUUUAUGACAGAUGUUAUAUCUUGAAACACUUAUGUUAAUUGAUUUAGUGGUGUUUUUUUUUAUUCUUGGUUUCUAAUUGUGAAAUAUAUUGCUACCAAAAUUGUAACUUCAUAUAGAGUAAAAUAACAUUGGUUGAGCGGAAAGAGUAUGAGAAAUAAAAAUAUGUAUGUCGACUCAAA
Molecule: messenger RNA, 4075 nt
Organism: Anneissia japonica
Lineage: Eukaryota; Metazoa; Echinodermata; Crinoidea; Comatulida; Comatulidae
Product: cytoplasmic dynein 1 intermediate chain 2-like
Exons: 16
Coding region: 82-1941 (619 amino acids)
Biological process (GO): transport along microtubule
Cellular component (GO): cytoplasmic dynein complex
Molecular function (GO): dynein heavy chain binding; dynein light chain binding
Source: RefSeq, a predicted model, not a curated record